Molecule: messenger RNA, 2543 nt
Organism: Xenopus tropicalis (tropical clawed frog)
Lineage: Eukaryota; Metazoa; Chordata; Amphibia; Anura; Pipidae
Gene: parp14l.2
Product: Poly ADP Ribose Polymerase member 14 like, gene 2
Exons: 12
Coding region: 55-2451 (798 amino acids)
Biological process (GO): negative regulation of DNA-templated transcription
Cellular component (GO): nucleus
Molecular function (GO): transferase activity; NAD+ poly-ADP-ribosyltransferase activity; glycosyltransferase activity
Source: RefSeq, a predicted model, not a curated record
CAAAGUCUCCAAACCACAGAAAAUAAAGUUGGGAGCAAAGAAAGCAAAGAACCUAUGGUUCAACUUGCUCUAAGUUUUGGAAACCUCGAAGACCAAAAGGCAAAUGUAAUAUGUGUGCCACUUCUUGCUACCAAUCCUGAAUUGACGUCUCUCAAUGUCACCAAAAGUCUGGAAAAUAAGGCAGGGUCCAAGUUAUCUAAACUUUUCACUGCACUUCUAAAUGGACGGACUCGCUUGCUACCAGGAAGUCUCUUGGAAAUGCCUUUGAGCAAGGAUACCCAUGUGCUGGAUUGUGACACUGUGAUCUUCAUUGUAUGUACACCUUGGGAUGGGCCUGAUGGAUCUUCAACAAAGGUGCUGAGAGAGGCAAUUUCAGCUUUCCUACAGAAAUGCAGCAAACAAAAAUUCAAUUUGGUGACAAUGGCAGCUAUAGGUGUUGGUAAAACCUUGCAUUUCCCUAAUCAGACUGCAGCCAGAAUUUUUGGGGAGGGAUUUAAAGCCUUUAUGGAAAGUGAACCCAAUACCAGUUUAAAGAAAAUUAAUUUGGUGUUCCAGAAGAAAAGUGAUAUUCUCUUUCAUGCCUAUAAGGACACUCUGUUGCACAUGGAUUUGGGAGAUCGAGUUGUUGUUUGUGAUGAAAAUGGAGGAGCUUUUCACAAACGACCAUUUGGAGAACACAUCGACGUGACAGUAGGAAACCUGUUUGUGUCUGUGGUCUAUGGAAACAUUGCAGAGGAGAAGACUGAUAUUAUCUUGAAUUUAACCAACUUCAGAGAGUGGAAAGCAGGAAGUGUUGCCCAUGCUAUAUUUACAGGUGCUGGACCAGAAAUAAUUGAAAAAGUUCAACAGGAGUCCAAACAAACAUUUGUGACAACAGUGUCUGGAAAUCUGAAAAGUAAAUAUAUAUUUCACACAAACUGCCAGAAUAACUUUGCAAAAAUCAAGGACAUAGCUAGAAAUACAUUACUGAAAUGUGAGGAGAUGGGCCUACAUUCUGUGGCAAUGCCAGCUAUCGGAACAGGAGAGUGCAUGUUAGAUGUACAGCAGGUAGCAAAAUCCAUGGCAGACAGCAUAUCUUCAGUUGCACGUAAUUCUAAGUUAUAUAGCCUCUUCUGUGUGCGUCUGGUUAUGUUGGAACCGUAUGUCUACAGCAUCUUUUCCACUGAGUUUCAACAACGUUUCACAUUAGAACAGCAAUCUUCCUGGAAUCCAUUGAAUCUACUCACUGCUCGUCUAAAACGGAGACAAGCCAAAGACACUGAAGACAUAAAGGAUAGUGGCAGCCCAAUCACAAUGCCUCAACAUUCCGUAGAUAUACUGGACGUUGUGGGGCUAGACAGAGAGGCUGUGGACAACAUGAAACUUAUUUUGAAAUUGGAAUUUGACAACCAGUACCAAGAGGAGAUAAUUGAGGACCCACAGGUGAAAAGUUUUUCAGAGAUGGAAGUUCAAAAUAUCUUUUCUGUGUUGAAAGAGAAGCCUGAAGUCCAAAUUAUGCUGAACAAAAGAGAAGGAUGUAUUCAAGUUAACGGCUGUCACUUGAAUGUAAUGAAGGCAGCAGCUCAAGUUCAAGAGAAACUCAGAGCUAUUCUUAAUUCCAGGUUAGAAGAAGCAAAGAGAGAUCAAUCUAUGACACACUGGGUUUAUACUGAUGGAGACAUAAUGGUCCCUUUUGAAGAAGAACCCAGUCAGAAACUGGAAAAUAAAUUUUUGUCUGGUUUUAAAGGUGUGGUGACAGUUGCUCUUAAGGAUGGGAAAGAAGUCACUGUAAACCUUGAGACAAUGAAGGCAUCUAUACUGAAUCUUGGGAAAGUGGUCCCUGUUGCCAGAAAGGACUUAGCAUUAGAAUCUGAUCUUCCUGCCUACUGGGAGGAAAUGAACAGACAUUUCCUAAUGAUGGUGCCACUUGAUCCUAACACAGAAGAGUACUGUAAAGUUCAUGCUGAUUUCACUAAAACAGUCCACAAUUGUGAAAUUGUAAAGAUUGAGAGAAUCCAGAACAGAUACCAGUACAAAGCAUAUACAGUAAGAAAGAACUACAUGAUAGAGAAGAAUGGGGCUGCUGAUGUGAAUGAGCGCAUCUUAUACCAUGGCACAACAUUCACAAACUGCCACUCAAUUAAUUACAGUGGCUUCAGUCGAAGUUUUGCAGGACAAAAUGCUACUGCCUAUGGAAGAGGAGUCUAUUUUGCAGUGAAUGCCAUCUACUCUGCUGGAAUACAAUACUCUCCUCGGGACCCAGAAACCCAACUGCGUUACAUAUACCAAGUGAAAGUGUUAGCCGGACACCACACAUUAGGGAAGAGAGACAUGAGAGCUCCUCCAUGCAAGUCAACAAGUGAUCCAUUUGAUCUCUAUGACAGUUUAACAGACAAUAAUGAUAACCCAUCCAUGUUUGUGGUGUUUCAUGAUGAUCAGGUUUAUCCUGAAUAUCUUAUUUCUUUCAGAUAGAAGGACAUGACUGGUAAAUAACUACACAUGUUACAGAUACAGGUAUAGGACCCGUUAUCCAGAAUGAACAGGACCAAGGGUAUUCCGGAUAA